Molecule: messenger RNA, 2358 nt
Organism: Knipowitschia caucasica
Lineage: Eukaryota; Metazoa; Chordata; Actinopteri; Gobiiformes; Gobiidae
Source: the annotation of a GenBank genome assembly
AUGCAGGAAUAUGGCCAUAUCUACAUAGAAGCCAGCAGCCAUACAGAGAGCCAUGAGGAUCUGCUCGACUCAGACGAGGCCCUCCAGAGGCUGGAGGAGGAAUGGCCGCAGGAGAUGGAGCCCUCUCUGUGUCUGUCCCAUCCCAGCAGACCUCAGCACGUCGACUUUUUACACCUCACUGCACUUGAAGAAGAAGACAUCAGCCCUGUGCCUUCCCCCCUCCCCCCUCUGAUCCACGGGCUCGAGUCGUUUUUCACUCCCAAACCUCUGAAGAUCGACUCCUCGGAGAAGGUGGACCUGGAAGCUGUGCGCAGAAGGAUCCGGAGCGAGAGAGAGCAGCUGAAAACGUUUUUUGAGAAAACUGAUGUCAGUACAGAGGAGGAGACCAAUGGCAAAUCUGACGAUGCAGAGGACAAGACUCCUGGUCGGCUCCAGGCUGUGUGGCCCCCGCUGCAAGAAGAGGAGAAAGUGGGCCUGAAGUACACAGAAGCAGAGCACCAGGCUUCACUGUUGCAGCUGAAGAGACAGUGCAACGAGGAUCUGGAGAAGUUACAGGAGGACUAUGCAGAGGAGCUGAGCAGACUGAAGGAGGAGAGCGAUGACUGCGUGAGCCGCCUCCAGUUCACCAUCAUCGAGCUGCAGUCUCGCCUCUCCCAGUCUGUGUCUCGUCGCCACGGUGAGGUCCGGGAUGCAUCCGUAUCCACAAGCGACGAAACCAAAACUUUCAGGAAUGCUGGCAUCCAGACAGACUGCGAGCUCAUGAAGCCGAGCCACAAUGAAGAUGGAGGACAUGACUCAGACUUAAGGUUCAUUAGCGAGAACUGGUCCGAGCAGAACAAUAACCCGGGAUUUUCGGAUCACAGAAGCUUCACUUGUCAAACGCAUCCAAUCAUUGAUCCUGUCUCUCGGGUUUCACAAUGUCAUCACUCAAAUGUCCCUCCUCCACCUCCCGGGCCUCCCCCACCUCCUCCCCCAUUGCCGGAGUCAGGCUUCUGUCCUCUGUCUCUUUCACUGGACACAGCUCCCAGAAAACCCUUCGUAGAACCGUCACGACCCAUGAAGCCGCUGUACUGGGCCAGAAUCCAACUACAGCAGAACAAUGAACAAACCGUUUGGAGCAGUUUGGAGGAAGCCAAGAUCAACACAUGUGAUUUUGAAGAUCUGUUCUGUAAAACUGCCACACAGACGAAGAGGAAGCCGCUCUCAGAGGUCUACGGGAGGAAGACCAAGACCAAAAAGAUUGUGAAGCUGCUGGACCAGAAGCGCUCUCAGGCCGUGGGCAUCCUGAUCUCCAGUCUGCACCUGGACAUGAAGGACAUAGAGCGCGCUGUUCUGACUGUGGAUCCCUCAGUGGUGGACGUUGACACCAUCGAAGCCCUCUAUGAGAACAAAGCUCAACCCGACGAACUUGGAAAAAUCAAGCAACACUACGAGACGAGCAACGAGGAGGAUGUGAAACUACUGGACAAACCUGAGCAGUUCCUGUACGAGUUGUCCCAGAUUUCAGAUUUUGCGGGUCGAGCUCAGUGCAUUAUUUUCCAGUCUUCGUUUCUCGACGGAAUCGUCUCCAUUCGACACAAACUGAGGACAGUUUCUUCUGUGUGUGAGGAGCUGUCGCAGCGGCAGAGUGUGAAGCAGGUCAUGGGGCUGGUCUUAGCUCUGGGGAACCACAUGAACGGAGGCAGCAGGACCAGAGGGCAGGCUGACGGCUUUGGACUGGACAUCCUCCCUAAGCUCAAGGACGUGAAGAGCAGGGACAAUCGCAUCAACUUGGGAGAUUACCUGGUGUCGUACUAUCUACAAAAUGUGGACAAGAACGCUGGGACGGACAGGAGCGUGUUCCCUCUGCCAGAACCUCAGGACGUCUUCUUAGCAGCUCAGGUCAAGUUUGAGGAGCUCCACAAAGACCUGAGGCAGCUGUCCCACGACCUCACACAAUGUGAGAAAAACAUCCAAAACGUGUGCAGUAACUCACCAGAGGAGCAUCUGCAGCCGUUCAAAGACAAGAUGGAGGCCUUUGUUCUCAGCGCAAGGAAAGAGCACGGGGAAGCCUCCUAUCAGCUGUUGACAAUUGAGAAAAGCUUUCAGGAUCUGGUGGCCUACUUUGGUUUACAGGCCAAAGCAGGGGACAAAGAGGUAACCCCCGGAUACUUCUUCAUGCUUUGGUUCGAGUUUUGUUCUGACUUUAAAGUGAGAUGGAAGCGAGAGAGCAAGAACGUCUCCAAAGAGCGGUUAAAGGAGGCGCAGCUGUCAGUGAAGAGGAUCACGGGAGAAAAGAAAGUGGAGACCAGAAAGACCAACGCCAACAGCCUGAAAGAACGACUGCGUCAAAAGGAGGCCACUCUGUCUUCAACUUAA